This is a messenger RNA of Solanum stenotomum, 1824 nucleotides long. RefSeq names its product protein DETOXIFICATION 35-like. The record is from RefSeq and is a predicted model, not a curated record. The coding region runs from base 37 to 1542 and encodes 501 amino acids. The transcript has 7 exons. Gene Ontology annotation, cellular component: membrane. Gene Ontology annotation, biological process: xenobiotic detoxification by transmembrane export across the plasma membrane. Gene Ontology annotation, molecular function: antiporter activity; xenobiotic transmembrane transporter activity. Lineage: Eukaryota; Viridiplantae; Streptophyta; Magnoliopsida; Solanales; Solanaceae.
UACAAGCAAAACGCGGAGAAUUGUAACGUCGGAGUAAUGGAAACGCCAUUUCUGCAUGACUUCUCUGGCGACCACCACCAGCUCAUUGGGCCCGACGGUGAUUACCGACCGGUUAAAGGCCUGAAAGAAUGGUGGGCUGUACUCUGGAUCGAGACAGUGAAGCUAUGGGAGAUUGGAGGCCCAAUUGCUUUCAAUGUCCUUUGCCAAUACGGGACCUACUCCAUUACCGUUGCUUUUUGUGGUCAUCUUGGUGCUGUUGAGCUCUCUGCUAUUUCUGUUGCUCAAAACGUUAUUGGUACUUUCUCUUUCGGCUUCAUGUUAGGCAUGGGGAGUGCUCUGGAGACACUGUGUGGACAGGCAUUUGGUGCUGGGCAAAUACAUAUGCUUGGGAUUUACACACAGCGGUCGAUGCUUAUUCUAUUGUUUAGUACAUUCCUUCUGUUGCCAAUUUACAUUUUUGCGACUCCAUUACUUAAGUUUUUAGGCCAAGAACAUGAAAUGGCUGUUCUUGCUGGGAAAUUUGCCCUGUUGUCAAUCCCCGAGUUGUAUUCACUGGCGGUCACUAUUCCCACUUCAAAGUUUUUGCAAGCCCAAAGUAAAGUUGGUGUGGUGGCUUGGAUUGGUUUUGUGGAUCUUUUACUCCAUGCUCUUCUGCUAUGGCUGUUCAUAUAUGUAUUCAAUUUGGGUACAGAUGGGGCAGCGUUCGCAUUUAAUAUUACAGGCUGGGCGGACGCAAUAGCUCAAUUUGUUUAUGUGGUUGUUUGGUGUAAGGAUGGAUGGACGGGAUGGUCUUUGUCGGCAUUAAAUGAGAUUUGGGCAUUUGUUAGACUCUCAGUUGCUUCAGCUGUCAUGUUAUGUCUUGAAAUGUGGUACAUGAUGAGUAUUAUUAUACUCACUGGACAUCUCAAGGAUGCAGUUAUUGCUGUUGGAUCCCUCUCUAUUUGUAUGAAUGUUGAUGGAUGGGAAGAGAUGUUAUUCAUUGGAAUCAAUGCUGCCAUAAGUGUUCGAGUCUCCAAUGAGCUUGGGCUAGGACAUCCCAGGGCUACCAAAUAUAGUGUAUAUAUCACAGUGUUUCAAUCACUCCUCAUUGGGAUACUCUGCAUGAUAUUUGUACUGGCCGUAAGAAAUCAUCUGGCUAUUUUUUUCACAAACAGCAAGGAUUUGCAACAAGCCGUUGCAGACCUUGCUUGGCUUCUUGGAAUAACCAUGCUUCUUAACAGUGUUCAGCCUGUAAUAUCAGGUGUUGCUAUAGGAGGUGGAUGGCAAGGUUUAGUGGCUUAUAUCAAUUUAGGAUCUUACUAUGUUUUUGGUAUUCCUCUAGGAUAUAUGCUUGGUUAUGUGGCUGACUAUGGAGUCGUGGGACUAUGGACAGGAAUGAUAGCAGGACUUGCUUUGCAGACACUGCUACUCUCAUUUGUACUCUAUAGAAUUGAUUGGAAUAAAGAGGUUGAGCAAUCGGCAGAGCGCCUACGCAAGUGGGGAGGUCAAGACUUUGAAGCUGAGGAAACUCUUAUUCCAGAGCCUACGAAAGCCUUACCAUAAAAGUGAGAUUUUGCAGUGACAUCAGAGGAUGAAGGGCCUUUAUCUUUGUUUUUGUUAAUCAAUUAAUGACAACUAGACCAGGCUAGUAUAUACUCUAACAUUGUGACUUGUGAGUGGGGGCUGUUAGUUUUAAUAGGAAUGUAGCUGCAAUUUAGAACAUUAGGCUAAGAUGUUUGUUUGUUUUGCUCUUUCUCCUGCCUUACACUAACGCUAGCUGUGUGAGGCUCGUUUAUGUUUCACACAUGGAUGGACCCAAACUUAUACACUUUUGGAUUCGCGAAC